UUCAGCUGCACACCUUCGGUUACAAAUUAGGAAAAAAAAAAGCCACAAUCAAGUGUCAUUUUUCUCCCUUCUCAUUCUAUUUAUUCAAGGGUGGGAGUAGUGGUUUUUUGUGUGUUUUCUUUCCUUUGUGCAACAACAACAACUGAAGAUGAAUAAGCAUCAAGCGUCAGAGAAGAAGAACGAUAACAUGGAGAAGCCACUAACACCAUUGAUGCCUCCUCCUCCUCCCACACUUGAAAGGACGACUUCCAUUGAUGAUGAGCCUAAAACUUUGCUUGAGGAGGAGAUGAAAGUUGCAAGGGAGGCAGCUCUCAAAAUCAUCAAUUCUCACUCAAAAGAAGAUGCCCUGAAAAUAUUCCUGGCGGGUUUGGUGCCAGUUGGAACAAGCUCAAAGCAGGUGAAAGAGGAUGGUGUCGUGUCUGACUACGAUGACGACGACGAAUGAAGCAUUAUUCGGUUGGAAUAUGAUGGUCCUGUGGAAAGCUGAAGCUUUAAUUAGGAGUUCUUAUGUGUCUGUUGUUUUCUUUGUUUUAAUUAGAAUGUGUUGCAUGUGGAUUAAAUAAUUACUCCUAAGUCCUAUCAAACAGUUUAUUACCUUCAAUUGGGAAUGUUAUUGUCUUGUGUUGAUCUGAAUUUGACUUCCAUAUCUAUUUUGCUUUA
This is a messenger RNA of Glycine soja, 660 nucleotides long. RefSeq lists its product as uncharacterized. NCBI's taxonomy places the organism in Eukaryota, Viridiplantae, Streptophyta, Magnoliopsida, Fabales, Fabaceae. Bases 149 to 445 code for a protein of 98 amino acids. The record is from RefSeq and is a predicted model, not a curated record. The transcript has 3 exons.